AUGGCUGGCACGGAGCACCAUGCUGUGCAGCCGUUUCUCCAGCAUCAACCGCACGCGGCGCGGCAGGUGAGCCCGCCACAUGAUCACAAUGUCGACCCUCUCUACCGGCCAUCUGUCUCCAUGGCGCCACCCCCGCGACAGCCAGACUCCGACACGGCGUCGCUGCCUGAAGCAGAGGACGUGCAGCUCUACGAGUUCAAGGGCCUCGCGGCGCGCAAGGCCUCCAAGGUCAGGGUCCUCGCCCGUGUUCUCGGCAAGUGGAUCGUCACGGUGGCACUCAUUGUCGCCGUGUACGCCGUGCUGAUCUCUUAUUCGGUCGAUCGACCCGUCAUGUCGACGACGAAGAAGCGCCAGUUCAACGCGCUCAUCACGGGUCUGCUCAUCACUCUGGGCCUGUCGACGGCCAGCUUCCUCACAGGCAUGUGCGAUGACAUGCGGUGGUGGAUCCUCAGCAGGAGGGCGCGAUCUCAGCACAAGGUCGAGCACAUUCUACAUGCCCACAGCACUUCGCGCGUCAUCCGUCUGGCGUCGAGAUCGAAAAGGUCCAACAUUCACGUCGUCGUCACACUGUGGGUGCUGCUGAUCAUCGGGGCCCAAGUUGGCAUCGCCUCCAUCGGCUUGUGCUACUCCGUCGAGCGCACCGAGGACAAGGCGCUGCUCGUGCGCGGCAACGUUUCGAUCCCCGACAUGUCGAGCAUUGAGACGACAAAGGUGGCCAACGGAAGCAACUCGCAGCGUGCACAGGAGUACACAGCCAACAGCGUGUCACUGGCGUACGACACGGCGACCAUCGACCAAAUCCCACAGCCGGGUGACCUGUAUUCAAGCGACGAUCCGCUCUUCUUCUGUGACGACGGGGGAUGCAUCUACGCCUUUCACGAGGUCAACACCAAGUCGGCCCUCGACCCAGACUCGUUCCCCAUCACGGCCGUGACGAACCGACUCGUGCGGGUGGACACGAUAUGCCGCAGCUAUCGCGUCACGUCAGGCGGCGACGGCCUCUUCGAGAACAUUACCAUCGCCGACAGCAGCAGCCGCGGCGGCGCGCGCAACGUCACGCUGCCGGUACUCGGUGGCAGCGACCAGUCGACUUUCUUCACCGACACAAUGGCACCAUGCGGGCCGACGUGUGGGAGCGUGUCCGUGUUUGAAGCAUCAUCGUCCUCGCCGUGGCUCUACGAGUGUAACACAACGGUCGGGACGCCAACGAACGCUUCGCUGCCUGAACACGCGCUCGGCGACGACCUCGUCUGGAUGGUGGCCAUGGCCGUGGCGCUGCAAGGCUACUCGACGACGGCGGCAGACGAGGACCUGCAGGUCCAGGGCAUUGUGUAUCCGGCGGCGACGUACUGGGGCACGCCGAUGAGCGGCAGCAGCGAUGCGCUGGCGCUGCUCAUGUCACGGUUCGCCAUUGGCGUGCUCGGCAUGGCGGCGCAGUCGAACACGGCGCUCUUUGUGUGGGGCGACGCGCCGACGAUCGGGCAGAAGCUCAACAUGGAACACUGGGACAUGAUCCAUCUCAUCAUGGUGCUGACGGCGGGGCUGCAGCUCGUGCUCGGCACGGCGGCGGCGCUGACGGCGCACAGGGUCGUCGUGCCCGAGGGCGGACCGGUCGCCGAGGCCGAGGUGCUGAGGCCGAUGCUCGGUGGUGCGAGGAGGAGGAGGCGCGGGCGGUUUGACAAGGGCAAGGGCAGCAUGUCGUUGACGGUCGGGCAGGGCGGCGACGUCAAGACGGCGUGGGUGUAUCGCAACAAGUACGUCGGCGAUGGCGUCUACGAUCUGUACAUGGAGGAGGUGUUGGUCCCGUGCAAGUCGUCCGAGUCCAAGACUGGCUGGGGCUCGAAGAAGGGGAGCAGAUGGACCAGGCUGAUCAAGAGAAACAAGGAAAACAGGGCGAGCACAGAUGGGAGUAGCAGCUCGCGCGCGGGCUUGCGAGACGGAUGA
Molecule: messenger RNA, 1944 nt
Organism: Verticillium dahliae VdLs.17
Lineage: Eukaryota; Fungi; Ascomycota; Sordariomycetes; Glomerellales; Plectosphaerellaceae
Exons: 2
Coding region: 1-1944 (647 amino acids)
Source: RefSeq, a predicted model, not a curated record